AUGCGCAAGCACCGAAAUCUACCAGCAGACCCAAGCGUGUUCAGAGAUCGUCUUCCUACAUUAGCAUCUCCUCAUCCGACGAAGAUGAGGCGCCCAAAGCCAACUCAUCAAGCCGUGCCCACAGCAGAUCCUACAGCAAAGGUCACAGCAGAUACCACGGCAGUUUCCACCGCAGUUCUCCCCAGACCAGGCCCUACAGCAGAUCUUACAGCAAUUUCCACGGGAGCUGAUCCCAGAGCCGAUCGUACGGCAGGCUCUCCUGCAGGCCCUACAGCAAUCUCCACGGGAGCAGAACCCACAGCGGAUCCUACAGCAGGUUCUACAGCAGAUCCUACCGCAUAUGCUACAGCCAAGGACACAGCCAAUCCCACAACGGAUUCCACAGCAGCCACAGCCUAUCCCCGUACUUCCGUCUUAUCCUUCGACCAGUGGUCCCGUCGAUGA
Molecule: messenger RNA, 444 nt
Organism: Fusarium tjaetaba
Lineage: Eukaryota; Fungi; Ascomycota; Sordariomycetes; Hypocreales; Nectriaceae
Product: 5'-3' DNA helicase
Exons: 1
Coding region: 1-444 (147 amino acids)
Source: RefSeq, a predicted model, not a curated record